Molecule: messenger RNA, 8660 nt
Organism: Bactrocera oleae (olive fruit fly)
Lineage: Eukaryota; Metazoa; Arthropoda; Insecta; Diptera; Tephritidae
Gene: hob
Product: bridge-like lipid transfer protein family member hobbit
Source: RefSeq, a predicted model, not a curated record
CUAGCACAAACAGCUGUUUUAAUUUAUAAGGUGGGGAAACGUCAACAAAGUUAUUUUUCAGACUUAUCUCAAAAUUCACGUUAAUAUCGAUGGAUAAUUAGGAAAAGUGCAUAGAAAUGAUGAUUUAAAAAAAUGCUGCUUAAAUUAAUAAUAUUGGUUUUGUUAGUAUUUUUACUGGCAUAUUGUAUUCUACCAAAGGGAAUCAGUUGGUAUCUAGUUAAAAAAUUUAAGGUAAAAGUACGAAUUGGAAGUAUUAGUUUACGUUAUCUUGCGUUGCGAAAUGUAGAUGUCAGUAAAAGUGGAUUUAUUGUGCAAAUUGAAGAAGUUUGUCUUCGUAGCAGCUUUUUUAACACAGAGGUUACCAAGCUGCUAUCAAUCUAUAUACGAGACAUACGUAUAAACAAAGAUAUACAGAGCAAUGAUGUUACAGCAGAAUCACUACGGGAUUCUGAGCGUCUGCAUAAUAAAGCUCGCCAGGAGGAGGAAAAAGAUGUGCCAGAUUUUCGGCGAGCUAAAGUACCACCAAGUAUACUGACGUUCGCUCAGUUUAUGGCUAUGCACAUAAAUAAUAUUUCCGUAGUACUUAUGAAUAACAAUUUCGAUCCGGGCUGGUUCAUACAUGCAACAGCUAGGGAGUUACAUCUAGAUGGCAGUAUUGUGCAUAACGCUAAAACUUUAUUAGUUAAUGCGGCGCUUAAUGAUGCUCAGGCGAAAAUGUUAAGACAUUGUCCUUCACGUCGACAGUCUUUGGAAAAUCUAAAUAAGAUACAACCUUGUUUGGGCGAGAUUAGCUUCGACAUUGCCUUAGAUGCCACACUAUUUGCGCAAGGACCUUUGUCUGUGGACAAACUCUCUUUGGCAAUGAAUAAUGCACGUUCCACCAUACACGGUAGUUUAUACGACUUCCUAAGUGAGGCGAAGCAACGUACAAAACCACAACAAAAUUUAGAGAGCAGAGUGAUAAGUACGGCUAAUUCACUUUCGCAGCGUCGAAAGAGCUUCAGUAACGAGUCAUAUCAGAAGAUCUCACCCAUCAUACCUAAGAAUUUCAAUUUUGUGAUCAAAGCAGCUACCUUUUCGGCAGUGAAAGAGAAUUCCCAAAAUGAUUUUAGCGCAAAAAUUCAAUUGUUCAGUAUUACUGGGAAAUUCAAUUCGAAAUCACUGAAUGAAAAUGCACAUCUUCCAACAUUGCUUACCAAAGUGUUACUACAGCACUUGGACAUUGAUACUAAAUAUGAAAAGUUACUAUUUAUUGAACAAUUUACUAUUGAUUCCGUGCUGGAAAACGAUAUACUAAAUUUAUAUGUCAUGCUUAAAACAUUCCAAAUAAUCUAUAAUCAUUGUGAAAUAUACGAUUGGGUACACAAUAACUUUUUGUCGCGUCAGCGUAUAAGUCAACAGCCGUUACACUUAAAUGUAACGAAACGCUCAUUGUCGGAACAUUUAGGGGCGGACACAUUAUAUGCAGCACCUAAUGAGAAUAUACUGGAUCCGCUGCUUAUAACGUCCAAACCGGCGCAUAAUGGCAUACUUGAGGGUAUAUUAAAGCGCAUAGUGGUUAAAGGCUGUGCAGAGUUCUGGAACGUUUCCGUGCUGAUGAAGUUGGACGAUGAAAACGCUGCUAUGAGCGUUAGUCAUACAAGAUUCCUAUUGGAACAAAUCGAAGAGAAACGCAGCUCCUUAUAUGGCAAUCGACUUUUGAAUUUGCUCUUGAAUCAGCGUCAUUGGAGCACAGAAUUAAUGAUUGAAUCAUUAUGGUGGUCCUUGGGGAAUUCCAUAAAUGACACCAACAAUUUGAAGAAAUCACAUUCUCCAGGCUCGCCAUUUUUUCUCGGACUCAGCUUGGUGAAAUUGAGUUCAUACGCAAGUGUCACGAAAUUAGAGGUGUCUAUACACACUCUACGCACGGAAUAUAGUAUGAGUCUUGCUGAAUUUAUAGUGAAGUCUGUCAAUUGUAUAAAACAGUAUGGUGGUCUUAAUUCCACCGAAAGUGGCAUUGGCAAGCGUGUGUCACGUGUGCAAAGCGUCGGCACAAAUUCCAUAUCUGAUGGUGGUUUAUUGAUAUCAGCACGCAUCAAGGACAUCACAGCAUAUUUUAUCAAUCACCAUCAAGCUUGUCUGCUCCUAAGCUUCUCAGACAUAUCGCUAUCGCGUAAGCAACAGGUGUCCAGCUUUAAAUUUGAGGAUUUUCAAAUGGCCAUAAUGCGUUCAAUGAAUUCUUCAUCCCUAUGUCUUAAUGACUUCACCGACAUAUUCGCUAGCUGUAAAACAAUACGCAUUGAACAUGAAAAAAGCGAGAACAAAGUGUCGGUCUACAUUCCAAGUAAUACGGAGGCCAUGUGGAAUGCCAAUUUGCAUAUGCACAUAUUGACUUUGGCACGUGACAUGAGCGAUUUGCGCACCGAGCUGGCUUUGCCGCAGCACGCGGUAGAAGUGAAGAUGUCGCAUGCUAAAAAAAAGUGGAUCAUCGAACUAUCCGCUGAAUUGAGCACGGUAUUCGAGAUUAAACUCUCCGAACGGCAUACGAUGCAAUGGUUUGUGGAGAAUUUAUUCUUCAGUCACAAAGAAGCGAAUUUCAUCUCAGCGGAAAAUCUUUUCAUCAAAAUCGAUGAUCAGCACAUAUUUACAUUGAAGGAAAUCGAUGUGCAGUCGCUACCACGCUUGGAUAUGCUCACGCAGGAGCGUGUGAAUUGCGAGGGCUUUGUGCUGCCCACGAACAAAGUGUGGGUAACAACAAUUGGCGCCUUUAAGGCCAUCUUUCCCUACGAUCACGAUUUUUAUGACGCGGUGCAAAAUGAGUUCGUGUCGCAUUUUAAAUGGCUGAAAUUGGUGCAUAAUUACAAGAAGAAACCGUUUACCGCUAGCUCACCGCUGCCCAGCGAUAUGGUCAUACAAAUCAAAGAGUUUUUGCUCGAAAUCAGCGACGAUCCGUUCGAGGUGAAAUUGCGUGACAAUUACGUGCUGCUUGUGGAUGAAUAUCUGGAGGGUCUGAAACGCAAAGCUAUAUUCGAUAAGAAAAUCGCUGAACGUUGUCUGGUGCCAGCGAGCACAAUAGAAAGUCUCUAUGCUAGUUUAGUGCAAAAAAAUUCCGAAAUUUAUAUACAACGCUCGAAGAAAAUACGAGAGAGUGGGCCGGUGCGGACGCGCCUACUGGCAUGGAUUAUGACGGAUGUGGAAAUAAUGGCAAUGGCCGAUCCAUCGCUACAUGGCACCGAUAAUGUGACGCGUAUAAUGCGCGACAUUGACUGUGAAACGCCAUGGCCGGAGGAGGGCUUGGAAUUCACCACACUAUGGUGCCGCAGCGUGAAUAUUAGCUGCACAGAGUGGAAAUUUAUGCUGCGUGAUUUUCCACAACCCAUGUUCUAUGUUAAAUCAAUGCGCCUAUUUGGUAAUUUAUGCGGCGCUGAGCAAGCAGCAUCGAAGCGUGCUAAGCGUGAUGUUUUCAUAGAAGUUGGCGAGCCCUUCGGCACAGAUGUGAUACAGCGCAGCAUGCCGUCGCAGAAAUUCUAUCACGAUUUCGAUUGUGAACUGGAGUUUUGCAGCUAUGCUUUUGGUCCCUGCUGGGAGCCAGUGAUGGCGCAGUGUAAUCUUAGUUUCGAGAAAAUUUCAGCACCCUCGAAAGAUCCAAGUCCGCCUUUGCCUUUUUGGGAUAAAAUGCGCUUGCUGUUUCACGGGCGUCUAACAAUGAUUGUUAAGCAAUUCACAGUUUUGUUGCAUGCCUCUUUGGAUCCCUACAAUACAACCGAGGAAAUGGAACUUACCUGGAACAAUGCCGGCAUUGUGUGGACAAAUGCGAAAAUCAUGUUCAAAGGUGAACUAAAUAUAACGGUACGUACAGCAUCACGUUACGACGAUUGCCGCCUGCUGCACUUUCCCAAUCUGAAGCUAACAUUCAAAUUAAAUUGGGUUUGUCUGGCCAAUCCAAAUGAUCAUCACGCCGUUAUGCCUUGUGCGCCCGACAAGUUGCCCGAGUAUUCCAGCAAUCAAGUGCAUGACUCAUUUCGCGCCUUCCGUUCGCUUAAUCUAAAUAUUUGGAUUUCAUUUGAAACGAAACCGAAACAUGGCGAGGAGGUGGAAAUCGAUAUUCCAAGCCUGGUUCUGUACGGCAGCACUUUGCGUUGGUUCGAGAGUCUCAAGCUUAUACUGUCCGGUGUGACGCGUCCCACACGACGCGGCCCGGUGUUUAACAAUGUGCGUCCACGCAAAAAACAACUUAGUCGCCAUUAUAAGAAAGCAAAUCUACAAAUGAGCUUACAUCACUUUCAAGUACUCUAUUGGAUGUCACAUGCGUUGCAUAAGGGUUUCCAAUUAAACGGCGGUCGUGUGUCAUUUAGUUCUGAAUAUUGUUUAUCGCUAUGCCCGAUCGAUGAUGGGCUGAUUCACAGGCCGCGUGCUGACUGGUCGACCGUGUAUAUGAAUUGUGAAUUGAAUGACGCUGAAAUAUGGUUGAAGAGCAUACUAACCGAGAAACUCGAUAGUAGUGCGGAAAAUUUGGCCAGUGUGGGGGAUGCCUUCAAAAUAGUGCGUUUUUACUUUUUAAGCGUGGCCAAAGUGUCGUACGGACGUGAGGCGCUCAUACAAACCGGCAGCAGUCAAGAGGAGGAGUCGAAGACAAAAAAUACCACACCCACACAUAAAUUAGUCGUUUACGAUCUGAAAGGCGCGUGGACGAAAAACAAUCGUGAUGUGGCGUUUGCGCUUUUCGAUUCGUUCAUGAAGUCACAGAAGCUUAAGAAUAAUCUAUCCACAGAGGCCGUGAAGAGCUAUCGCAAGGAGACUAAUUCGAAUGUUAUUAAAAAUAAGCGUAGCGAUAGCACAAUCACACUCACAAAUAAUCCAACAGAGGUGUUACCAAUUACCAAUACCAACAGCGCCAUCAAGAAGGUGCAACCCGCCAGCCAUGCAACGGCAAUGCUGCAGCAGCUAAUAGCUGAGGCCGAUCACAAAUUCAACGUUUACAGCGACGAUCAAAGCACACAAUCGCGCGAAUUGCAGCUACAAGGUUUACAAGCAUGUUCGGCGCAAGAUGUGAUACAUGAGAAUUGGUCCAUAUCGUUGGUUAAUUCGCAGGUGUUGCUUAAGGGUUGUGAGACAUCGGGUUAUGUAAUUAUUAGCGCAGCGAAAGCGGAGAUUCUGCAACGUGUACACCGUCCCGUUUGGCGUGAUAGAUCGCUGGUAUCCAAGACGACCUGGAAGGGUCUGCUCGAAUGCAUGCAGUACUAUGCCACAGUGAGCGCUGGUGAAGAUGACUCGCUCAUUGAAAAGGAAAUCAUGUGGCUGACGGUGGAUAACAUUCAGGAUAAAGAUGAUACUGUGAUCAAUGAUUUGCCAGACAUUCCGCAUCUAGUCGGUAGUGGUCGCAGUGUGGGCGGUGUUGUGUCGGAGACUGUGGGUGCCUUAUCGAUUGAGAAUCCGGGUGAAACACAGCCUGUGCAGCUGCAACGUAUUGUUUCGCGUUGUAAAUGUGAAUUCUUCUACGUCAGCUAUGGCGAUACGAUCGAUCCAAAUUCCAUAACCGAAGUACCGCCACCACCAUCCGAGGAAACGCUAUCACCGUGGGAGAAACAAGACGAUCCAGUGGAUGCGUUCACUUUAAUGCAUCACGAUCUUGAUGUCUGCACGAAUUCCUUGCAAUAUGCUAUGAUAUUAGAUAUUGUAAACAAUCUGUUGCUUUACGUUGAACCGCAACGCAAACAGGCUUUGGAGAAGUUGGCGCGCAUGCGUUUUCAACUGCAGCUACACUCCACGGAGGAUCAAAAGCGACCGAUACAACAGAAACAAACCAUGAUACGCAGUUUAUUGAUGAAAAUCCGUUCGCUGGAGAAGGACAUACAUCUCAUCGGCAAGGAUCGUGCGGAAGAGGGCGACACGCUAGAGCUGAGACACGAAUUCGAACGUGUGCAAUUGCAAAUACGCGAAAGUAAAGAGGAAUUGAAUACGCUCAGCGAAGAGCUCGAUAUGAUGUUGUUGUGCUAUAAGGAAACACAGCUGUCGCAGCUAAGCAAAAUAUCGAAUGUGCGCUCCGACAAAUCGUUAACCAUCGUGCGUGCAAAUGAGAUCUGCUUUAAGCGCGCACAGUGGCGUCUCACAGAAACCGAUGGUCAAAUCGGCAUAUCCGAUCUGGUGCUUAGUGGCUUUUUGUAUACGAAAAAAUCGAAAAGUGACGAUUCCGUGGAACAUUUACUUGAACUGGGCAAUAUACGUAUGAGCAAUUUGAUACCGCGUGAGAUCUAUCGAGAAGUCUUAAUGCCCACAGAAAUCCAAAAAGAUAUGCCAAUCGAUACGCAUAAGCGUGUGUUGCGCGUCUUUUGCCGUGAGAAACCGCCAGUGGGUGGCAUAUCGGUGAAGGAGCAUUUCGAAAUUAAUGUGGCGCCCAUCACUAUUGCUAUAACGAAAAAAUUCUACAGCACCAUGUUGAAAUUCUGUUUUCCCGAUCGCGACGCUUCCGAAACGGAGACUGUAGAUGAUAUUGAAGAGAAUUCCUCCAGUUCCUCCUCAUCAUCGGCCGUGCAAACGAAAACCACCAAGAAACCAUCGAAAACCAAAAAGAGUUCGAAAGACUCGGAAUUCUAUGUGAAAAUCGAAAAAGACGAUGUGGAAAAGAUGAAAGAGCGUGCUGAGAAGAAUAAAUUGUUUAUCUAUAUAAAAAUUCCAGAAGUGCCUGUGCGUGUCAGUUACAAAGGCAACAAAGAGAAAAAUCUUGAGGACAUAACAAAUUUCUCGCUCGUCAUACCAACACUUGAAUACCACAAUGUCACUUGGACCUGGCUUGAUUUGCUAUUAGCUAUGAAAUCAGUGAGUCGUCGCGUGAUAUUAUCACAGGCAAUCAAGCAGAAAUUACAAAUACAUCGACGGCAACCAGGUACAUCGGCUGGCGAACGUUCGUCACCGCAGGAGGAAGACAAAGCAAAAAUGCUGUUUGGUAAUCGCUUAUUGAAUGAAAAUCGCAGCCAAAGAAGAGGUGUUUUCAAAUUCACCUCAAGUAACAAGUGAUACGCCGUGAUAACUAUGAGAUUUAAGUGCUGAAAUUAUACACAUACAUUACACUUUACAUAGAUACAUACAAUAUAAAUACAUACACACAUACGUACCAUAUGAUCAAAAUUGACCCGGACUGGUACAUUUAAAAUCCGAAUCGUUACAAAAAACACUAGAUUGGUACAACCUCUUUUUUACUGCUCAUGUAGCAAGGGUUUCGCAGCUGUUUGUUCACGACGCGAAAUGUUUGUCUGACGAUUUGUACUAAAAACUUUAACAACGAAUUUGCUCGAAAUUUUGUGUUUCAAUUUUGGGUUUCAACGGCUACGUCAACAUUGGAGAUGACGCAGAAGUGCUUCGGGUAGCCUACUUUAGCACGAACACAAAUAUUUUAGUGGUACAAGGCCUUCAGUGCAGGUCGUGAAGUCAUCGAAAGCUUGCCUCAUAUUAGUUGUCCGGAGCAACUCAACAUCUCUGAUGGACCGACUCAACACAUUUCGGUUAGAUUUUUUGGGUAGGAAGCAUUAAAUGCCAGACUCGUACUGAAAGACCUAAAUCUUUUGCAAAAAACCACGUCGAGUGGAAGUCGCAAAAGUGAGGCUUGACAACAUAGCUGAGGACCCUACAUUCAGUAGAGUUACUGGUGAUGAAGCAUGGGUGUAUUUAUCUAGCGAAUAGCGCUCCAAUUAAAUGAACCGAAACCGAAAAAACCAAAAUUCUGAAAAUGAAAAUAUUGCAGGUCAUUAAAGUCGUGGCAUAUGGGAAAUUGGAUUAAGCGUUGGCGUACUUGUAUUGACUCAGGCGCCUAUUUUGAAGGCGAUAAUAAAGUUUUGUAAUCCAGUUUUUGAAAAUCCAUUUUUUUUUUUCAGUUGGGUUCAAAUUUGAUCCGAUGGUAAAUACCUACAUCCAACCAGUGUAGAAAAAUACAACAACACUUCUAUUUAUUGUAGUUUUAUUAAGGUGAAUUUAGAUUUCUUUAACACAGUUACAUUUUAAAUUAAUUUUAGUUAUACACAACACUAUAAUGCUAGUACGAACAUUUGUAUCAUAACCAUUAAAAAACUACUAUAAUAAUAAUUAAUGUAUUUUAAUUAGCACACUUUAUGCAAUAUGUAUAACCCUCACAAAAACAGUCAAAAAAAAAACAGAAAAAAAAUAAAAAUUACGAAACAAUAAGUGUAUAAGAAAAUAUGAUGCUAUGCAGUAAUGUAAAAUAUACUGUAAACACUAGAUGUCUAUUAAAUGUUAUCUAUGCCGUUACAUACAUAAGUUUUGUGUGGUUCCUUACUUAAACAAUGGUUAAGAGAUAUUACAGUAAAAUUGCUUUAGAAUUACUAAAUUUCAAUAAUUUCUAUAUUUUUUUUUUUUUUUUUUUUUUUACAAAGUUCACAAAAUAGAUAUCCAUUUUGUUUGUGAAUAUCAAAAUCGUUUUACAUACAUAUUCCUUAGUUUGUUGUUAUACAUAUCUAUGUUAAACACCGUAUUUUCGACAUUCUCAAACUAUUUAGCCUAAAUAUUAAACAGCAGAUACUCGACGCCGCGCACUAAUUACACUGCAAUCCUUAUUUAUUUUAACUGUUGCUUCAGCGGUGGCUGCAAUAGAGAAGAACAUACAUUUGUAAACAAAAAGUGAAGAAAUUUUAGUAACAAUAAAAAGCACUUGCAAUUGUUUUAUGUGGAAA